Molecule: messenger RNA, 694 nt
Organism: Physeter macrocephalus (sperm whale)
Lineage: Eukaryota; Metazoa; Chordata; Mammalia; Artiodactyla; Physeteridae
Product: receptor-binding cancer antigen expressed on SiSo cells-like
Exons: 2
Coding region: 1-654 (217 amino acids)
Cellular component (GO): secretory granule
Source: RefSeq, a predicted model, not a curated record
AUGAUGAGUUUUCGGUUAUUUAAAGUUUGUACCUGCCUAGCAACAGUAUUUUCAUUCCUAAAGAGAUUAACACGCAGACCUGGCAGAGGACGGAAAUUAAGUGGAGACCAAAGAACUUUGCCAACUACACUGGGUUAUUCAUCAGUUCCUAAGCAGACAGAUGUUGAAGAGUGGACUUCCUGGGAUGAAGAUGCACCCACCAGUGUAAAGAUUGAAGGAGGGAGUGGGAAUGUGGCAACACAGCAAAAUGCUUUAGAACAACUGGAACCUGACUAUUUUAAGGACGUGACACCAACUAUAAGGAAAACCCAGAAAAUCAUUAUUAAGAAGGGAGAACCAUUAAAUUUGGGCAGCCCAGAUGGUAGCACGGGUUUCUCUAGUAGACUAGCAGUUACACAAGAUAUGCCUUUUAUUCAUCAGUCUCCUGACUUAGGUGACUUGGAUACCUGGCGGGAAAAUACCAAUGCAUGGGAAGAAGAAGAAGAUGCGGCCUGGCAAGCCGAAGAAGUUCUGAGGCAGCAGAAGAUAGCAGACAGAGCAAAGAGAGCAGCAGAAAGGAAGAAAAUGGAAAAGGAAGCACAGCGGCUAACGAAGAAGGAACAAAACAAAACUGGUGUGAAACUUUCACGACAAAAUGUCCUUCAGAUGUCAUAGUGCCAGCGGGAGAAACGUGAGCUCCACAACCCAAGUAACA